AUGGGGGACACAAUAUUAUUAGCAGUUGAUCUACAUGGUGAAUGGAUAGAGAUCGAUGAGCGUUAUAGUUGGAAGUCGAAGGGUGGUCUUACAGUACCGAUAUUAGUGAGGAGGGAUGUUGCGUAUGAUGAGUUUGUUGAUAUCAUCAUUACUAGGUGUAAGUUAUGUUGUGCGCCAAAGAAUCUCUCAAUCACUUACAUGCUCAGCAUUGUUGCAACGGAAAAAGCAUAUUUUUCUGAAAUAAAGAAUGAUGAUGAUUUGCUCACUUAUUUAGAUGAUGUUGACAAAGAUGAUCGUCGGCAAGAAGAAGCUGGAAAUUUUUCUGGAUUUGAUUACAAUACAGCGAGAGUUGAAGCUACUUCAGAAUUUUCAGAUUUUGAUUACAAUACCGAAGGGGCAGAAAGGGCAGAAGAAGAAACAUAUGCUUCUAUUAAUCUGUCCAGUACACAGUAUGGCGGAGUGUUGUUGUCUGCUGUGGUGUUGGAUACCGAAAAUCACAUAUUUCCCUUGGCAUUUUGUAUUGUAAAUUCAGAGGAUGAUGCCUCGUAUCAGUACUUUUUUGAACAAUUGCUCGAGAUCGUCCCCAACACUAAUGAGUUGUGCAUAAUUUCUGAUAGACAUCCAUCUAUAAAGAAAAUUAUUUCAAAGAUUUAUACUGAAGCUCAUUAUGGAGUUUGUGUGAGGCAUCUUGGUGAAAGCAUUUGCAAAAACUUUCACUGUGGAGAUUGGAUGCACCAUUUUUAUGAUGCAGCGAAAGCAUAUCAGAGGGACGAGUUUAAUGAUCAUUUUCAACAAAUCAAAGAUUUGGAUAUGAGUGUCGCCAAAUAUCUUGAGGAUGUUGAUUUCCACAGAUGGAGUAGAGCACACUUUCCUGGCAAUAGGUAUGAUGUAAUGACCACCAACAUUGCUGAGUCAAUUAACUCGAUGUUCUUGGCGGAAAGAGAAUUUCCAAUCACUGCUCUAUUCAAUUCUAUAAAUAGGAGAUUUGCUCAAAAAUUUCAUGAGAGGCGUAUGAUGUUGGCCAACACAUCAACCAUAUGUGUCCCUUCUGUUGAAAGAAAAAUAAGAGAAAAUGUAACUAUAGGCAAUACACUAUUGGCCCAUCAAAUAAGCUUCCACACUUUUAGCAUCAUUGGUCAUGGUUCAGUGGCUAUGGUUGAUCUAAACAAUAGAACAUGUUCUUGUAGAGAGUUUGAUUUGAACAAAAUACCUUGUCCACAUGCUAUUGCAGCAACAAGAAUCCAGUUCGGAGAUGAUUAUGGAUUAAGAGUUUAUGAUUUUGUUUCUCCAUAUUAUUCAGUAUGGUCAUACAAACAUGCAUAUGAAAAAUUAAUUCAUCCAGUGUUAUCUGAAGAAUUUUGGGAGCUUCCUCUAGAGCUUUUGGAGAGUAAAAUACCUUGUCCAUAUGUGGUGCGCAAACCAGGCCGAAAGAAGAGAAAACGUGCACUUUCAGUCUUGGAGCGGGGUUCAAAGAAGAAGAAAAAUAAAAGUUCCAUAUGCAAAAGAGUUGGUCACAAAAGAACUACAUGUAGUCUCAGAGCGAGACAAAAUGAAGAAACAAGCAGUAGUGUAGCUUCUUAA
Molecule: messenger RNA, 1581 nt
Organism: Solanum dulcamara
Lineage: Eukaryota; Viridiplantae; Streptophyta; Magnoliopsida; Solanales; Solanaceae
Exons: 4
Coding region: 1-1581 (526 amino acids)
Molecular function (GO): zinc ion binding
Source: RefSeq, a predicted model, not a curated record